Messenger RNA from Cornus florida, 1482 nucleotides. Its product is annotated as vesicle-associated protein 4-2-like. Lineage: Eukaryota; Viridiplantae; Streptophyta; Magnoliopsida; Cornales; Cornaceae. Gene Ontology annotation, cellular component: endoplasmic reticulum membrane; plasma membrane. Gene Ontology annotation, biological process: endoplasmic reticulum membrane organization. The record is from RefSeq and is a predicted model, not a curated record. The coding region runs from base 389 to 1165 and encodes 258 amino acids. The transcript has 7 exons.
UAUUCAUUAGGCCAAUGCACAUAGAUCUCAAUUUUUCUGAGUGUCCAUAAUUUGUAGCACCAACUGCCAAAACCCGGGAACCAAAGAAAUUGGGAAGUAGAGAGAACAUCAAAUCAAAUCAAAUACAGCUAAUUCCAACAUUUAAAGAUCCCAACUGUUUCAAAACCAUGGAUUGGCCACCGCCAUGUCCCAAUCAAACACUCCUAAAAGCUCAAUUCGUAUGAAUAUAAAUAUAUAGAUAGAUAUAUGUAUGUAUAUAUAUGACAAUGAUAUAUCAUUCCCGUAUAAAGUGAUAUGGAUUGUACGAGACACUCUUAGAAGUAACUGCGUGGCGGUGCCCUGAAAUCGAUUCCCGGUGAAGUGGGUCAGAUUCUGGCGAGAGAAGAGAAUGGCUGUGACCAACGAAAAGUCGAUUUCGGAAGGGAAAGUGUGGCGUCUCUGUAGACUGCCGUUUUGGCACUCGACCAAUGCUUCUUCUUCUUCUUCGCAGAGUAGUAGUACUGUUCAUCUGCAGAAUCAAACCAUGGAUCAUUCUAAUCUUCUUUAUCCCAACUCGGUCUCGUCCAUGGCAAAGUCCCUUCUUCCCAGUAGGCGCAGACUUAGUCUCGAUCCUCCCAACAAACUCUACUUUCCCUACGAACCAGGUAAACAGGUGAGGAGUGCAAUUAGGAUAAAGAACAUAUGCAGGUCUCGUGUUGCUUUCAAGUUUCAAACAACUGCACCUAAGAGCUGUUACAUGCGUCCUCCAGGGGGCAUGCUUGCUCCCAAUGAAAGUCUUAUUGCAACUGUGUUCAAAUUUGUGGAGCAUCCGGAGAACAAUGAGAAACUACUAGGUCAGAAGAGCAGGGUUAAGUUCAAGAUAAUGAGCUUAAAAGUAAAAGGGGAAAUGGAUUUUGUACCAGAACUGUUUGAUGAGCAAAAGGAUGAAGUAGCCAUUGAACAGAUUUUGCAGGUUGUCUUCCUUGAUGCAGAACGACCCUGCCCUACACUGGAAAAACUUAAUCGACAAUUGGCUGAGGCUGACGCUGCAGUUGAGGCUCGAAAAAAGCCUCCAGAAGAGACAGGUCCAAGAAUCGUGGCUGAAGGACUUGUUAUAGAUGAAUGGAAAGAAAGGAGAGAAAGAUAUCUUGCUCGACAGCAGGUUGAAGGUGUUGAUUUAGUGUAACAUGCCGAUUUUAUAUGCUUAAGCAAAAGAUUUUAUAAGCUGGUAUUGAAUUUUUAACCCUGCUGUUCUUGACUGAAGCACCGGGGUGUUUAUGAAAUGUGUGAUACAGAAAAUGUAUUUGAAAUUGCUGGGAUUAGAUGGCAAGCUUGAUUAGAAAUGAAAUUGUGGUUUUUUUUUUUUGUUCCCAAGUUCAUAAGUUGUCUCAUCUUAAAUACAUUUUACGCCAUGGCUAGUUCUUCACUAGAAAUUCGGCCAUUCAGACAAUUGGAGAUCAUGUAAAAAGCUUUUUAUUUACAUAAAUUUUCGGAUUUUCUUGA